UCAAACUUCAAAGGGAAAAAACGAAAAAAGAAAAAGAAAGAAAAGAAGAACAACGAAACAGAAAGGAAACUAAUCAACCGGGGUCAAAGCUCAACAGCACAGCAAGAUGAUCAAGAAAUCGACUCCCUCGCCUAUCAUCAAGACCAACAAGACCACUACCACUAGCCCACUCCGACAGCAACAGCUCAACCAACUCAACCCAUCAACACCACCAACCACUACAAAAACAGCAACAACACCCAUCAAAAACAAAAACAAAAACACUUCACCAAUCAACAAACUCAACUCACAAAACUCAACCCCACGAUCAGCAGAGAACCACGACCGAAGGAGCUUCCAAGGAGACCACCAUCGACACCGAUACAUGACUUACUCAGCAACAACUACCCCAUCACCCAACUCAAUCCAAUCAAACCAACAAACCAACCACCACCACCACCAACAACAACAACAACAACAACAACAACAUCUCACCCUACUCGGAGCACCCCCCAAUGCACACUAUUCACCACACUACGGACAACCCGUCCAACGAGCACCCACCAGCAAACGCAAACCAGCACCCCCACUCUCGCCCUCCUACAAUCCUCCCAGCAGCCCCAUCCUAGACUCCCUCACCCCUCGGACCCCCUCCCCCUCCCACUCCAACUCAUCCUACCUCCACUCCCCAGAGAUCUCGCCCUCAAGAAGAACCCAUCGCAAGCUCAUCAAGUCUCGCUCCCCCAGUCCCUCCCCCCGCUCCGGGACCGCGAUCGUCAAAAAGAUCGGCUCCGCACUCGUCGCCCCCUUCAGGAACUCCAACUCCAGACGAGGCUCAGACGCGUCUGAAAUCGGGCUGAGCAUCCAGGAAGUCAGUCGACUCAGCAGCUUUGGCCCCCCAGUCCAGCCCUCAGGUCCUGCUAGUUCGGCGGAACAUCUGCCAUGGAUGCCGAGUGUGGGGGCGGCCGGGAGUCCGACGCCUGGAGCGCAAGAGGAAGACCAAGAAGGCUUGACGGAAGCGGAGCGGAUCGUCCGAGCGAGCCGGAGUCGGGGGACGCUUGCCGACGGGACGACGGGGGCGUUCCCGGAGCGGGUGCUUCGGGUGGUCAACGGCUCGGCGAGUGUGAGCACCCGGGCGAGCGGGGAGAGUCGGACGAGAGAUUUGAGCCUGGAAGAAGAGUCCUGCAAGACCACCCAACCGCUGAACAUCGUCCCUUCCCAAAACUCGCGUCAUUCGUACCUCUCCACAUCCACCAAGGCCGGCUGCACGAAAUGCGUGGCCCUGGAGGAGCAGCUUCGGGCCGAGGUCGCCCGGGGCAGAGCCCUCGAACGCGCCCUCGACGCCCAGACCCUCAAGCUCGACCAGCUCCGCAACUGGGCCACCGCCAAAGUCUCCUCGCUCGACCAGACCUUACAAGCCCAAGAAAAGCUGCUCCAGCAGGUCGAACAACGCAUGGCCGAGCGCCAUCAGCCGGAUAUCAAGAGCGACUAUCUGAUCGCGCUCCAGAAAGAUUACGUCGAACUUAACGCCCGUCUGGCGCUCUUGGAGGCCAAAGAACAUGAACAUGACGAAGAUGAUCCUCAUGACUCUUCGCCGCUUAGUCCGCCCUCACAUUACGGAAGAUCCACCGUCCCGGCCUAUGUAUCCAAGUUAUUAGAAGACCCACGGGAGGUCCGUCCGUUACACACCCGAGCAUACUCCACCCCGCCCCUGGCCACCGGUAAGGCCCGUCCGGCCCCCUCCACCUCCCCCUUCUCACGACCCUCCUGGAAACCCGCAUCGCCGGCAACCUUGGCCUCCAAACUCGCCCCCCCUCCUCCCUCCACGCCCCGCUCCCCUCAUAACCCCCGCUCCGCCCCCGUCACGCCUUCCUCUGCUUCGGGUAGACCGAGGUAUACUUCCGCUCUCGGUGUCAAGGCACCCUCGCCGCUCGGGUUCGCGUAUCAGACCCGCAAGAUCAUCGAUAAAGAUGGGGACGAGUUGCCGAAGCGGGCCUCGCCGACGGUCCCGAUCCGCUCGCCGUCCCCACCCGCCCCCUCGUCCGGCUCCGCACGCAUCUCCAACCCCGUCUCGCCUCGGAUCUCCAGUACCACUAGUAACGGCCCCAAACAUAGCUACGCCAGACCUACGCUCGCCUCCUCCUCUAGACUCUCCGCCCUUCAUCCUUCCGCCUCCCCCUCUUCUUCCACUCUUCUCGCCAACAAUAGGAAGCCCGAUCAUGCCCGCUCCGCUAGGGUCUCCGUCAUCAACCCCCCUAUCCUCCGUCCGGCCGCUCAUCUUGGUAGUCCUAGACACACCGUCCCCUCUACCCCCUUCAAUAAAAAUAAGGCCGUAGGCGAUCUUAUAAGGUUGUUCGAUCAGCCUAAAUAAAUCUCUCUUUCUUUUCUUCGGUCCCUUUUCUUCAUUUUUUUUUUUUUUUUAUCUUUUUUUUAUCUUUUUUUUUUUUUUUUUUUUUUUGGAUUUUUUUUUUUUU
Puccinia graminis f. sp. tritici CRL 75-36-700-3 is the source of this 2453-nucleotide messenger RNA. RefSeq lists its product as uncharacterized. NCBI's taxonomy places the organism in Eukaryota, Fungi, Basidiomycota, Pucciniomycetes, Pucciniales, Pucciniaceae. Bases 107 to 2350 code for a protein of 747 amino acids. The record is from RefSeq and is a predicted model, not a curated record. The transcript has 4 exons.